Messenger RNA from Mya arenaria, 2858 nucleotides. RefSeq lists its product as uncharacterized. The record is from RefSeq and is a predicted model, not a curated record. Gene Ontology annotation, molecular function: G protein-coupled peptide receptor activity. The coding region runs from base 102 to 1433 and encodes 443 amino acids. Lineage: Eukaryota; Metazoa; Mollusca; Bivalvia; Myida; Myidae. Gene Ontology annotation, cellular component: membrane. The transcript is spliced from 2 exons. Gene Ontology annotation, biological process: neuropeptide signaling pathway.
AUUAAAUUGUACUUAUGCAAAAUAUAAUCUAUUUUAUGCAGUGGAGGACAUAACAUCUCAUCUAACAAUAUACAUUAAUACUCAUCUCUUAACCGGCGAAAAUGUCAGCUGAAGAAGUAGGAAUUGACGAUCAGCUUGAAAGGUUUAACAAUGAUUUGGUUGUGAAUAAUGUUCCUGUUAUCAUAUUCAUUGCUGUAGUGUGCACCAUUGGAAUUGCGGGAAACAGUGUUGCAUUCGCUUUCUACAGGACCAGAAUGAGCAGAAGUGUAAAUACUCUCUUUUUGACAGUUCUCUCGCUGAACGACCUGUUAACAUCCUUCAUUCUUCUGGACAGUAUUCUGGAUAUUGUUUAUUCAGUUAAUUUUACCAGUAAGAUAGGCUGCAAAAUUUUGACUUCAAUUAAUCGAAUCUUCAUAACUAGCUCAUUUUUGUUAAUUUUCUUAAUUGCUGUCGAUCGCUUUUUGACGAUUUUUAUUAUGAUGCCAAGAAUAGCGUUUUCGGUCCGAUCUUCGAAGAUUGCGAUAAUAGCAAUGUAUGUCUUCAACAUUUUGACGACUGUUCCCGAAUUUAUCAUAACUGAGCCCGUUGAAACAAUGGUUAACGCUGCAGGUGAUGGAAAUGAAACCAUCGCUGGGUCUAACUGUCGCAGUGGUGGUUCUAAUAACAAACAGAUGCAAAAUAUUAUGAAAGGUUGGAGAUUGGCAGAAUCGGCAAUAGUGCUAACGUGCCUUGUAACUAUCGCAUUAAUUUACAUUCUUAUAGCAAUAAAGGUUGCUUGUGUCAGAAAUAAAUUGCACGAACACAAAGGAAAACACCAGCAGGUGGUGAACACUGAAGAGUACAUACAUGACAACCAUGUUCAUGCAUCUAGUAUGGACAGCGAUAGACAUGUUGGGGAAGAAGUAGGGCAGAACUUUGACAAAGAUACUACGGACGAAACUGAAAUUAACGGUGAUGAAUGUACAACAGAAGAAACAGGUGCAAUCACAAACAAAACGGACGGAGAUAAAGAAACACACAUCAGCGGAGAAGCUACAGUUGAAAUAAUUGAGCUGGAGACAGUAAACACAAUUCAAAACGUUUCGUGUACGGAGACUUUACGAGAAUCAGCUUCAAACGAUAAACAAGCUGAAAUGCCUAAAACGAAAUAUCUGAAGAAAAGGAAGACUAAGACGAAUCGAAAUCGAAACACUGAGAAAAGAAUCACGCUGAUGAUGUUUGUUAUGACGUUGGCGUCAGUUCUAAGUUUCGGGCCGUACUAUGCUAUCUCUCUCGGGAAUAGGGAGAAUCAGUUUGAGUUCAAUAUCUGGAAACGAAUUUUUAUUCGAUCGUUUUUGUUCAACAGUUCCAUCAAUCCCUUUGUGAUCGGUUAUUUCAACCAAGAACUAAGGAAAUAUUUCAAAAGUGUCGUUCUGAGGAUAAAACCUUGCUGAUACAGUAUGUAACGUUAAACGGCAAUAAUUUGACCAAAAAUAUCCAAAAAUAAGAUAUUAAAUGCUUUCUCUCUCACCACCGAUCCUUAAACAAUAGUCAUAAUCGAUUUAUUUUACUGCUAAAAUUGUGAUAAAUAUGCAAUACAGCUUGGAUCGAAAACUCUUUGUUGAAGUUCAUAAAUAAUAAAUAAUUCAUUCUUCAAUAAAUUAGUAUUCGAAAUUUCUGGCGCUUGCUGACAAGACUUAAAACAUCACUAUACUGUAUAGAAUUCCAUGUCAUUUUCAGAUUUUCUGAUUCAGAGGUCAACAACAAUAUCCAUACUUGUGUUUCACUUAUGUAUACAGUUUAUGUUCUUCUAAGCGAAUAAGCCAAAACUUGAUGGCGGUUUUUAUGUCUAAUGUCGUUAUGUAAACCGCAUGUUAUUGUUCAAUUGUACAUACUUAACGCAUGGUUAUAUUAUCUUUGUUGAUGAACGGAUUGGAUUUGUUUUAAAGGGGCACCAUAUAGGUUGAGGCGAAACUCUUUAGUUAUUUUAAAGGCAUUAUUGUGUUUAACUCAUUUGACUUUAAUGAUCAAAACAGAAAAAAACUCAUGAUUAUGGUACUGAUAAAAUAUAUUAGCGAAAGUUUGGCGCUUUUUUAACAGGGGAAUUUGUGGCCACGCAAAUGUUAAUUAAAGAAAAGACAUUCAAAAUGGUUUUUAUGUUUUAUUUUAAAUCAUAUGCUUUUUGUAUUUUUUAUUAUUAAAGUCAAAAUAGUUAAACAUGAAAACGCCUUAAAAUUUAAAAAGACGUAUCUUCCACGGAAUUACUGAGUAUGGCAACUUUUGACUAAACAGGUGAAAAUUUUCAAUACAGAAAAGUUUUCACCCAUAGAAAGGUAACGAAACGCCACGUGCUGUUUAAUUUUAAUAAAUAAGAAAUAUUGCACACUAUUGAGGGUCAUAUGACAUUAUAAGGACAGGCCAGUCAGCCCCUGAAGGUUUUUAUGGACCGAGACGUAUAUGACCAACAGGAGUUCUUUUAGUCUAUAUUAUAAUGAUAGACCUUGAAGAUAGUAAGUUAUUUUUGUGGCCCGUAUAUUCUAUCUAUUGUUGUAAUUUACAUGUACUGAUACUAUCAACUUUGCUGUUUAAAAUGUAUACAUUAUACUAUUAAAAUUCUUAAUUUAUACUCUUAAAAGAACUCACCAUGCUAUCUUGUGCGUGUGGGCGGACCGAACAGCCAGGAAAACUAUGCAGUUGAUGUUUUCAUUGUAUACAGUGCAGUAAUCCAUCAUACUUUUUGUAAUUGCCUGCAUGAAUAAACUAAAAAAAUAUGUAAUCUAUUCAAAAGUACAUGCCUUUGUUUUCAGGUCACCAGGUCAUUAUUAUGUUUUGUGUUGUUAUGUUUGAUUGUUAUUUAUGUCGGAAAAUAGAUCAAUGAG